Messenger RNA from Mizuhopecten yessoensis (Yesso scallop), 2029 nucleotides. RefSeq names its product cytochrome P450 2B2-like. Gene Ontology annotation, biological process: xenobiotic metabolic process. The transcript is spliced from 4 exons. Gene Ontology annotation, molecular function: oxidoreductase activity, acting on paired donors, with incorporation or reduction of molecular oxygen, reduced flavin or flavoprotein as one donor, and incorporation of one atom of oxygen; iron ion binding; heme binding. NCBI's taxonomy places the organism in Eukaryota, Metazoa, Mollusca, Bivalvia, Pectinida, Pectinidae. The coding region runs from base 183 to 1673 and encodes 496 amino acids. The record is from RefSeq and is a predicted model, not a curated record. Gene Ontology annotation, cellular component: intracellular membrane-bounded organelle; cytoplasm.
CGCAGGAUGUAACACACAUACAAGCAUGCACGCUUACACAACACACAUGGAACCCGCCCUUAACUGACCUUUGACUGAUAAUAGCACAUGUAAGACGCCAUGCCUAUAUAUACAGGACAGUAAGCCAGACUUCACAUCACGUAGUGGGAAAGAGAUGUUAACAUCGUCUGAGGCUAACCAACAUGGAUCUCAGUUCGCUUCUCAGCUUUAGUAGUGUGACGGUGGCCAUCGUUGUUAUAUUGUUGAUACUGCUGAUCAGUCGGACACUACAAUGGCCGGCCAAUGUCCCGCCAGGUCCAUCUGGCUAUCCUAUCGUAGGAAGCAUGCCUCUACUGCGAAAGGGAAAUGUGCUCGAGACAUUCCGAAAACUUCGAGCACAAUAUGGCGACGUUUUUAGUAUACAGAUAGGGCCCAGGCUUACCGUAGUCAUCAAUGGAGCAGAGGCGUUAAAGGAAGCGUUCGUCAAGCGUGCAGAUGAAUUCUCUGACAGGCCAAGCAAUCAUUUUGCAAAAACGUUUUUUCACUUUAAAGGUAUUGGUUCCUCAUCCGGUGAACACUGGAAACAAACCAGGACAUUUUCUCUGUCCACACUUCGGAAUUUUGGAUUUGGAAAGAAGUCUUUGGAAUCAAGAGUCCAAGAAGAAAUAGAAGCUUAUUUGGAUAUCAUCGAAAAGCAAAACGGACAACCUUACGACGUGAAAGAAGUGACCACCAUGGCCAUAUCAAAUAUUAUAUGCAGUAUUACGUUCGGGAACCGAUUUGAAUACACUGACGCAAAAUUCCAGCGACUUACGUCACUUUUCGCUGAGAACUUUAGGUUAAAUUCGGUUGGAGGGGCCAUACGAUCAUUUCCAGGAUUAAGAUUCCUUCCCGGGGAUAUGUUUAAUAUAAGGAAGUUGACUCAAAAUCUCACCGAUAUCAAAUCUUUCGUUUUUGAACAAAUCGCUGAGCAUCGUAAAACGUUUGAAGAAGAGAAUCAGCGAGAUUUCAUCGAUGCGUUUCUGGGACAACAAAUCAAACAUGGCGAACAUGAUCCGAUAUUUGAAGAUAUGAACUUAUCAAUCUCCGUUAUGAAUUUGUUUACCGCCGGGACUGACACAACAGCUACCAUUAUUCGCUGGGCGAUAAUUUACCUCAUUCAUAACAAACCUAUCCAGGAUAAGCUCCGACAGGAGAUAGAGGCUGUGGUCGGGACGUCCAGGCUUCCGUCACUCGGCGACAAACCCUCCAUGCCUUACUACGGAGCAUUUAUAACAGAGGUUUUCCGGAUGGGCAACAUCGCUCCACUGUCUGUGCCUCACGGGACCAAGAAAGAUAUCAAUUUCCGGAGUAUGAUCAUUCCAAAGGGAUCCUCGAUACUUCCGAAUCUUGACUCCGUUAUGACUGAUCCAGAUCUGUUUGAGAAUCCGGAUCAGUUUCAACCCGAGAGAUUUCUAGGAAAGGACGGACAAAUGAACGGCAAGGAAAGGAAUGUAAUGGCUUUCUCUCUAGGACGACGAAUUUGUCUUGGAGAAUCCCUGGCGAGGUUAGAGCUAUUUUUGUUCCUAACCUCAUUGCUGCAGAGGUUCAAAUUUCUCCCAGAAAGCCCUGACAAACUCCCAUCAUUUGACGCGACUUUGGGAUUGGCGCGGGCGCCAAAGAACUACAAGUGCCGUGUUGUUAAGCUGAAAUGAAAUAUUGAAACAAAACAUCUUCGAGGAUUUGGACCAAUAUAUAUAUAUAUAUAUUAUAAAAGCAGAAUAAAUAUCCUUACAGACGAAGAAAUAUUAUCGAAAGAAAAAUUCUCAACAACGAGUCUUUAGUACUUUCAUCUCUUCUAGGAGAUUCUUCAGACUGUUUAAACUAAGACGUCACAUAAUAGUUCGCUAUGGUAGCAGAGUACAGUAGCGUACGGUGGCCAUGGGUGAUAUUUUUAUACAAUGAAUAACCCCUGUAAUAUAACAUGUAUCAAAAUUUAAGAAAAAACAGCAUUAAAAUGGGCAUAUAGAUGAUGAAUUGGACUAUGUGGGCUUCAUAAUUUUUCAAAAAA